This is a messenger RNA of Chanos chanos (milkfish), 3034 nucleotides long. RefSeq names its product coronin 6 (gene coro6). The transcript is spliced from 11 exons. NCBI's taxonomy places the organism in Eukaryota, Metazoa, Chordata, Actinopteri, Gonorynchiformes, Chanidae. The coding region runs from base 200 to 1609 and encodes 469 amino acids. Gene Ontology annotation, molecular function: actin filament binding. The record is from RefSeq and is a predicted model, not a curated record. Gene Ontology annotation, biological process: cell migration; actin filament organization.
UUGGUGUUCGGAAACGGCACGUAGUGGGACUUCGCAACAGUACUGCGAGUCCGCACCAAGUCUAUCAAACCUGGAACACCGGCAACGCUAAAACAUCUCCAUAGGCAGGCUCUAACAAAGACCGGAUUAUUAACCAGGCAAGGGGGAGAGGAGAACCAAAAAGAAAAGGACAUCAAUUUGUAUUUUGAAACCAAGAGCGAUGAGUCGCAGUAUUGUUCGACAGAGUAAGUUCCGGCACGUUUUUGGCCAAUCUGCAAAGGCAGAACAGUGCUAUGAUGACAUUCGUGUUUCCAAGGUAACAUGGGACAGCUCCUUCUGUGCAGUCAACCCCAAGUUUCUCGCCGUUAUUGUCGAGUCCAGUGGAGGGGGGGCUUUUCUAGUCCUGCCACUUUCAAAGGUGGGACGUGUGGACAAAAACUACCCGCUGGUCGUGGGACACUCUGGCCCUGUCCUGGACAUCGACUGGUGUCCCCACAAUGACAACAUCCUGGCCAGCGGCUCUGAGGACUGCACCGCCAUGGUGUGGCAGAUCCCAGAUCAUGUUCCCACUCGUCCCAUAACGGAUCCUAUCGUGGUGUUAGAAGGGCACUCAAAACGUGUUGGCAUCAUCACCUGGCAUCCCACCACCCGUAAUAUCCUCCUCACGGCAGGCAGCGAUAACUUGAUCAUCAUCUGGAAUGUGGGGACAGGAGAGCCACUGAUCUCUAUGGAUGACCACCCUGACCUCAUCUACAAUGUCAGCUGGAACCGCAAUGGAAGCCUGUUCUGCACCACUUGCAAAGACCGUCGGCUCCGUGUGUGUGAUCCACGCAAGAGAGAGGUCGUGGCGGAAAGACUGGCUCCACACGAGGGCAUAAGACCUAUGCGUGCCAUUUUCACCAGGGAGGGCAACAUCUUCACUACAGGCUUCACCCGGAUGAGUCAGAGAGAGUUAGGCCUUUGGGAUCCGACAAAUUUUGAGGAGCCCAUUGCACUACUGGAGUUGGACACAAGUAAUGGGGUCUUGUUGCCAUACUAUGAUCCUGAUACCAACAUGGUUUAUCUCUGUGGCAAGGGUGACAGUAGCAUCCGGUAUUUUGAGAUCACAGAGGAACCUCCCUAUGUGCAUUAUGUCAGCACAUACAGCAGUAAGGAACCCCAGCGAGGGAUGGGCUUCAUGCCCAAGAGAGGCGUGGAUGUCAGCAAGUGUGAAAUCGCUAGGUUAUACAAACUCCAUGAGAGAAAAUGUGAGCCUAUCAUGAUGACCGUUCCCAGAAAGUCGGACUUAUUCCAAGAUGACUUGUACCCAGACACAGCAGGUCCAGAACCUGCUUUGGAGCCUGAGGAGUGGCUGGAGGGCCGUGAUGAAGACCCCAUCUUAGUGUCCAUGAGGGAUGGCUACAUCCCUCCAAAGAGCAGAGAGCUCAAGGUUGCCAAGAAGAAUGUUCUAGAAUCUAGGCCUUCUCCUCGCAGGAGUAUGUCCUCCUGUGAUGGAAGCAACUUGCCACCACAGUUACUGGAGAAACUCCUGGAGGAGAUUCAGAAUCUGAAGGCCACAGUUCUCUCUCAGGAAAAAAGAAUCUGUGAUUUAGAGAAUAAGCUUUCCAAGUACACUAACGGCACUGUCUGACCUUCUUUGUGCAAAUACUUAACUACACUGCUCCAGUCACUGCUGCUUAAAUACCUCUUCUACAUUCACACUUUUAACUGCUCCAGCCCAAUCAUGCUCAGGUUUUUAGCAUUUAUCUCUAACUCCAUUCUGCGUGUAGCCUUUCAGAAAGCCUUUAGUAUUUGCACAGGAUGUAAGCAUCUGUAGUAAGGGCUGUGUGGUGAUGAGGAGUUAAGGAGUUAAGAUGGUGUUAAGGCCUUUAAACUUGUAUCAGUGUGUUUGUUAUUUGACACUUUACAUCAUUUCAUGCUGGUGUUUACGUGCUCUUUAGUAUAUCGUUUACUUAUGCUUAUGGUAAAUAGUAUUACACCAUAGAUGCCAUUUAUGAAGGCUACCCUGGAACACCACAAAAUAAGUUUUAAAAAUCAACCUACCACUUGGCUGCCAGUACUGACAAUGAGAAUGAAACUUGAGGAAAGCCCAACAAAUGCAAGUAUAACUCAUUAAUAAGAUAAUUCAGUGAGCACCUUACAUGACAGUCACUCUCUCCUGGGGAGCCACUCUGUUAACACACCGCAUCAGGCAUAUCAGGUACCAUUUUUAGUUGGCCAAGACUUUGGUCUUGGAAGUUUGAGGCUGACAAGCCUUAAGCUAGAAAAUACCUGAAACAACAACAAUAACAAGAACAAGAAAAAAACACUAAUACAGACCUGAGUAUUGUUGUUCCAAAUUGAACAUGGCCAUAACAGAAACACAUAAAAAUGCCAGUGUUUUAAGAGUUACUUUUAAGUUAGAAAGCAUUCAGAGUGCAUGGGUCCCCUCUGAGAGUCAGCUGUUUCUGUGUCAUUUUUACAUUGUGAUUGAAUAGUUGUGAAUGGUAAGCAGUGAGCAGUCCAAGACUCCCAUAUGAGGUGCUACAGAUAGCAAAGAAUACCUCUGUCAUCUGUCACAAACCAUCAUGAAUCUGGACAAAACUUGAUUUUCACCAGUCAAGCGGCAUUUUCACCUUGCCGCAAUGGAAGGCUGUUUAAAAAUGUGACAAGGGAUUUAAGACAUUUUAAAAACAGAUCAAGGAUCAGUAGAAGAUAACUGUUAAGUACUGUUCUACAGUACUUUUUGAGGUGUAUCCAGGUAUUUGGCCCCUACAGGUGCACUAUACACUAUAUUAUACUCUUCAGCUGCUUUGACCUAUAGUAAUGUCUUCACUGUAAGAGCACACAGGCAGACAGGUAUAUAUACACAUACACACCAACGUCCUCAACCUGCCAUCUCUGACCAACACCGUAAAACACCUCUCAGAUGGCUCUCAUGAAACCUUGCAAAAUGUAAAUAUUAUUCUGAACAGAAAAAUGGGAAAAUAUGAAGAAAAACAUGAAAAAAUGCAAAAUGCCAAAACCAAAGAAAUAAAAAUUGAUAGACGAUCUUUGUGUGCUCUGUAGAGGGUAA